CGGCGUGGUGAGCGAGAACUACAAAUCCCAGGGGUGCCUCGCGGGCCGGGCCGCGCCGCCCCGCCCCGGGCAGCCGUGGGCGGGGCUGGGCGGGCGCCGUGAGUCAGUGCCCGGUAAACAUUGGCGUGAGCCGCCGGCCCCGCCGUGCUGGCGGCGCCCUGAGGGCGGCGGGGGCCGGGGCCGGGGCCAUGGACGAGCUCAAGCACCAGGUGAUGAUCAACCAGUUCGUGCUGGCGGCCGGAUGCGCCGCCGACCAGGCCAAGCAGCUGCUGCAGGCGGCCCACUGGCAGUUCGAGACUGCUCUCAGUGCUUUUUUCCAAGAAACAAACAUCCCCUACAGCCACCACCAUCAGAUGAUGUGCACUCCUGCCAACACGCCGGCCACGCCGCCCAACUUCCCCGACGCCCUCACCAUGUUCUCCCGCCUCAAGGCUUCCGAAAGCUUCAACAGCAGUAGUCCCGUGGCCUCCAUGGCGACUUCCCCGCCGCCCCCGGCCCCGCCGCUGCCCCAGCACGGGGCCUUCAACCCUGCCUGGCCCACGGCCUCGCCGCCCGGGCAGCAGCAGAGCAUGUGGACUCCGGCCACGCCGGCGCAGCCCGCGGGCUGGCCAGCCGCCGUCUCCCAGCAGGCCAGCGCAGAACAGAAGGCCAACGUGACCAUGGAGGCAGAGAGAUGAGGCCGUGGCGGAGAGCGGACGCGGCGGGGACCCCUGCGUAUAAAUAUAUAUAUAUUUUUUCUCCCCCCCUCCCCAAAGAGGAGAGGAACUCCGCUGCCAGGGCGUCUGGCAGCCGCCGAGACACAUGAGCAAAUAGCUGCCUUGCAUGGGUUUGGUUUGAAGUAGUUUUUACUUGUUCUCGAGCUGAAUGGAGCUCCCCAGAGACAGCGGGAGGCUGCGUGGGACUGGUGCUGGCCUCUGCCUGGGACCCUGACGCUGCCAGACUCUUGGGGAGGGAGCACCCCCUCCUCUCUUGGGACACCGGAGUUUGCAUGCCAGUGACAUUUAUGGAGGAGGUCCCUUCCUCAGAGUCCCCUGGGCCACCCCACCAGGCAGAGUGGGUUGUGCCUGAGUGUUUUCCCUCAUCCCUUGGCCCCGAUCAACUGGGUGGGGGGCAGACACCCCUUGAGGCUUGUUUUUUGUAAGGGGUGGAGAGGGCAAGGGCUGUUCCUGCACCAUCACAGCCUCCACCCCACACACUGUCCUCGCUGGUGAGCAGGGCUAGGGGACACCAGCCCUCAGGCAUCUGGCCCCUCGCCCAGCCCCGGAUGGGGAGCAGGGGGUGAGCACUGGUGGUCCCGCUGGGCCAGCACACCCUCCCCUCCAACCUCCCAGGAUGGGGUUUUUCCCAGGGCUGUUUUGCAUGACACAGUGUAACCCUAGAGACUGGGAUCGUUUUUAACCCCUCUGUUCUUUUCUCCCGGCGGCUGGAAGUCUCUCCGGAUGCGCCGCAGCCGCUUGCAAUACACGCUCUUCUGCUUUGAACCCCGUGUCUUUGCUUCGUUUGCAACAGUGGACGCAGGCAAAGCUGCCCUGAGCCUGGAGUGUUCCAGGAUCCCCUCUCCUGGUGACUCAGUGCAUCCCAGGAGGGCUGGCUGCAUCUCCAGCUGCUCCAAACACCCCGUUUCAGCCAUGCAGUGACUGCCAGCUGCUUUUGGCCAGGUGCAUCCAGGGCUCAGCCCCAGAAGCCCAGCUCUGCCACAUCAUCUGUGUGUGAGACCCCAGCAGGUAGGGCUGUGCUGAGUCUUCAGGAUCCCUUGUGACAUCCACAGGUCCUGGGUGUUUUGCUGUGACCUGGCUCCUAUCCCCUCUUCCUCAGGUCCCUUGGAGGUUGCUGUCCUUGCCAGACCCUUUCUCAGCAAGGCUGUGCCCCUGCACUCCCCAGUCAAUAAUUAAUUUCAGUCUCUUAUUUGUGUUGCUAAAAUAAACAAUGUAGGAGGGAUGGUU
Molecule: messenger RNA, 1943 nt
Organism: Motacilla alba alba
Lineage: Eukaryota; Metazoa; Chordata; Aves; Passeriformes; Motacillidae
Gene: UBALD1
Product: UBA like domain containing 1
Exons: 3
Coding region: 189-677 (162 amino acids)
Molecular function (GO): protein binding
Source: RefSeq, a predicted model, not a curated record